Messenger RNA from Rotaria sordida, 600 nucleotides. NCBI's taxonomy places the organism in Eukaryota, Metazoa, Rotifera, Eurotatoria, Philodinida, Philodinidae. The record is from the annotation of a GenBank genome assembly.
AUGUUGAAUAAUACACGCUUACUCAAUGCUUUACCGGAUGAAGAUAAACAUCUACGUAAUGCAAUAGUUGAAAUCGAAAAGUUUCUUGAAACACCAUCAUCUCCUAUAGAUUGUGAUAUUGUAACAAAUCAAAUAAGUCAAAUGACAAUGUCAUCAAAAGAUAAUGAUAUUAUUCAAGAGAAAGUUCAUCUAGAAAAAUCUGUCAAAGAUUCUACUAAAACAACAAUUAAUAAUAAUAAUUUUUCUGAUGAAUAUUUAGAAGCUCAACAAGCUGAACGUAAUAGUAAAAUAACAGUGACAAAAAUAAAACUUAUUUCAUUAGAUGAAGCUAUUCGAUUAUACAACGAAGAGAAGAAAAAAACAGAAGAUUAUUUAAUCGAGCAAACAAAAGCAAGACUUCUUGAAAAUAUGUCUCUUUCGAAAACUACAUUUGGUCUUCCAAGAACAAUAUGUAAAACUCAUCUUACGUAUCGUAAAACUACCAUUGAAAAUGAUAUUGACGAUGAUGAUCAUAUAGAUGAACUUGAUCAAGAAAAAGCAGAAAUAGUAUCAGAUCAUGAAAGUGAUGUAGUUGAUUAUCCAGAUGAUGGUGAUGAUUAA